Molecule: messenger RNA, 1428 nt
Organism: Fusarium redolens
Lineage: Eukaryota; Fungi; Ascomycota; Sordariomycetes; Hypocreales; Nectriaceae
Exons: 2
Coding region: 1-1428 (475 amino acids)
Source: RefSeq, a predicted model, not a curated record
AUGUCUUCCAUGGAAAAGGACCGCAUCGAGUCUGACGACCAGACCAUGUCCAGCGAAGAAGCUCCCCGACGAGAGCGUCGCAGCAAGAAGAAGGGCAGCAAGCGUCGCCAACAAGCACCAACCCAACAGCAGCAGCAAGGGGGAUCAGGACCCCUCGACCAGCUCCCUCUUGCCGGAGACCUAGGCAACACAGUCGGCGGCGUCACAGACGGCGUGACCAACACCCUAGGCGGCGUGACGGGCGGCCUGGGCGGUCUCACGGGCGGUCAGCAGCAGCAGCAGCAGGGCGGCGGCGGCGGUGAUGCUGGCAAAGACACGCUCCGUCUGCGCCUAGAUCUCAACCUCGACAUUGAGAUUCAGCUCAAGGCUCGUAUCCACGGUGAUCUCGAGCUCUCUCUACUUACUGUACUAAAAAUCAAGCCCCAAUUCGAGGUUCCAAGUUUCAUGCAGAGCCUGCUACCUGUCGUCAUGUCCCCGCACAAAACAAGCUCUACCAGCCACACGUCAACAUCAAAGCAGCCCUUUUGGCACGGCGCUGGCAUCAGGUCAGCACUCUCCUCUGCCAUCUCCAUAUUCCAGCCUUCUGCCUCGAGACCCAGCAGACCCCCAAAACAGGUCCAGGAUCAGCAGCAAGAAAAACUCCAGCCUCACGAGGAUCAUCAGCCUCAGGAACAAAUUGACCCUAUCCCAAUGUCUUCGCCCACCCCUGAUGGCGAUCCUACGCACAGCACCUACGAGGUCAAUGUUCCUGUCCGCAAUGGACGAACAUCUGAACCAAAAGUCUCAAACCCUGAGAUUCGCAUACCAAGGAUAAAGCCAGUAUCUGAAAGCACAGACCAAACAGACUCAAAAACACAAUCACCUGAAAAACUCGCUGCUGGUCUAGACGGCAAAUACGUCGAUGAGUUUGGCAACAUUCUAGACUGGGACGGUACUGUCCUCGGCCGUGUAGAAGGCGAUCUCCCGUCCAUGGUAGGACGACCAGUCAUGCCGAAUGGACAAGUCCUCGACGAGGACGACGAAGUGGCUGGUCACGUCUGCGAGAACUACAUCAAGCCUGCUCUCAAGCCACUUGCAGCAGGUGGACUCAAAGUCGAUGAUGAAGGAAACAUCUAUGAUGACCAGGGGAACAGGAUUGGCAAGCUCGACAAGCCGAUGCCGACGCAAGACGGAACCGACAAAGUUUCCGAGAACAAGGACAAGGAAAGGGAACAGGCCCAGGGUAGUGGGAGUGCCGGCACAACUAACAAUGCAAAUGCAAAGCCACCGGGUGCUCCAAGGCCUGACGAGCUGUUCCUGGACGUCAAGUCAACCUAUGAUGGUAUUCAACUCAUCAUCAAGAUUCCUACAGUCUUCAACAGGAACCUUGUAACCGAGACAAAGAGCAGCGGUAGUCAGACUGAGACAACUGAUAGCGAUAAUCGAUAA